This is a messenger RNA of Mycotypha africana, 598 nucleotides long. RefSeq names its product SUMO-conjugating enzyme ubc9. The record is from RefSeq and is a predicted model, not a curated record. Gene Ontology annotation, biological process: protein sumoylation. Lineage: Eukaryota; Fungi; Mucoromycota; Mucoromycetes; Mucorales; Mycotyphaceae. Bases 1 to 453 code for a protein of 150 amino acids. Gene Ontology annotation, molecular function: SUMO conjugating enzyme activity. Gene Ontology annotation, cellular component: nucleus. The transcript is spliced from 5 exons.
AUGAGUACAGGCAUAUCACGAAGCCGUUUAAUGGAAGAAAGAAAACAAUGGAGAAAAGAUCAUCCUCAUGGUUUUUGGGCUCGACCGGGCAAGAAUCCAGAUAACUCGCUCGAUUUAAUGAAUUGGACUUGCGGUAUUCCAGGAAAAGAUGGAACUCCUUGGGAGAAAGCAACCUAUAAACUCACCAUGUCAUUUCCUGAAGGCAGGUUUUCACCACCACUCUUCCAUCCUAACGUUUAUCCUUCAGGCACCGUUUGCCUAUCGAUUUUAAAUGAAGACGAAGGAUGGAAACCCGCUAUCACAGUGAAGCAGAUUCUUCUUGGCGUGCAAGAUUUAUUAAAUGAUCCCAACCCUGAAAGCCCCGCCCAACAGGAAGCUUAUAUGUUGUUUAGAAAGGAUAAGAAAGAAUAUGAAAGAAGAGUGCGUCAACAAGCUGCUGAGAAUAGGACAUAGUAAACACGAUACGAUAUCGACGAACAUUUACAUAAUCAUUGAUCAUUGAAAAAGAAGGCAUGUUAUUUUUGAUCACAAUUUCUUGUGUAAUCGGUUGCAAAAGACAGUUUGGUCAAUAAAUUGAUUGCCCUGACCGAGCCCGUUU